Syngnathus acus (greater pipefish) is the source of this 3489-nucleotide messenger RNA. RefSeq names its product hypoxia up-regulated 1 (gene hyou1). Lineage: Eukaryota; Metazoa; Chordata; Actinopteri; Syngnathiformes; Syngnathidae. The coding region runs from base 167 to 3079 and encodes 970 amino acids. Gene Ontology annotation, molecular function: ATP binding; ATP-dependent protein folding chaperone. Gene Ontology annotation, biological process: cellular response to hypoxia; endoplasmic reticulum unfolded protein response; negative regulation of hypoxia-induced intrinsic apoptotic signaling pathway. Gene Ontology annotation, cellular component: endoplasmic reticulum chaperone complex. The transcript has 24 exons. The record is from RefSeq and is a predicted model, not a curated record.
CACCACUUCGGUGGAUCCAAUGAGGUGACGCCGCGUUCUGGGCCCAACUGAUCGAGUCAAGCCGGUGAUAAGCUGGGCUAAAACUGCCCACUGUUAAAAGCCAGAACAUCUAAAUUGCCUCCAAAGUGGCCCUCUAAUACCAGAAGAAACACGGAAGAGGCUCAUCAUGGUUUGGAGAAAGUUUCCUUUGGCUGCGUUCUUCUGCCUUGUCCUUGCAAUGUUGCCUUCUCACACAGACGCUGUGGCUGUCAUGUCAAUAGAUGUAGGGAGCGAAUGGAUGAAGAUGGCAAUCGUUAAACCCGGUGUGCCAAUGGAGAUUGUUCUCAACAAAGAGUCAAGGAGGAAAACGCCAGCGGCUGUAUGUCUCAAGGAAAAUGAACGACUUUUCGGUGACAGUGCUUUAGGAGUGUCUGUGAAGAAUCCAAAAAGCGUCUAUCGACACCUGCAAAGUCUCAUGGGUAAAAAGCACAACAACCCACAGAUAGCGCUUUACCAGAAACGCUUUCCUGAGCACCAACUGCAAGUUGACCCCGUUCGAGAGACGGUUUAUUUCAAAGAUUCAGAGAAAGUGCAGUACACAGCAGAAGAGCUUCUUGGGAUGAUGCUCAACUAUACUCGUGGACUGGCUCAGGAGUUUGCAGAGCAGCCAAUCAAAGAUGCAGUCAUCACUGUUCCAGCCUUUUUUAAUCAGGCAGAGCGAAGGUCUGUCCUGCAGGCUGCACACAUGGCAGGGCUCAAGGUCCUUCAACUCAUCAACGACAACACGGCCGUGGCCUUGAAUUAUGGGGUCUUUAGAAGGAAAGAUAUUGACAGUACAGGAAAGAAUGUGAUGUUUUUUGAUAUGGGCUCAGGCAGCACGAGCGCCACCAUUGUCACAUACCAGACGGUGAAAACAAAGGAAUCUGGCAGCCAGCCACAGUUGCAGAUUCGAGGUGUCGGCUUUGACCGUGGAUUGGGUGGCUUUGAGAUGGAUUUGCGCCUGCGGGAUCAUUUGGCUAAACUCUUCAACCAGCAGAAAAAGACCACCAAAGAUGUGAGAGAGAAUCACCGUGCCAUGGCCAAGCUACUAAAGGAGGCCCAGAGGCUAAAGACAGUGCUCAGCGCAAAUCUGGAAUUCAUGGCCCAGGUGGAAGGUUUAAUAGAUGAGAUUGACUUCAAGGCCAAGGUCACCAGAGCAGAGUUUGAAGAGCUCUGUGUUGAUCUCUUUGAAAGAGUGCCUCACCCAGUGCAAGAGGCCCUCACUGCUGCAGAAAUGAAUCUGGAUGAAAUUGAACAGGUGAUUUUAGUUGGUGGCUCCACCCGUGUCCCAAAGGUUCAGGAGGUGCUGCUCAAAGCAGUAGGCAAAGAGGAAUUGGGAAAAAGCAUCAAUGCGGACGAGGCAGCAGCUAUGGGAGCCGUGUAUCAGGCUGCUGCUCUCAGUAAGGCCUUCAAAGUCACGCCGUUCCUGGUUCGAGACGCAGCUGUCUUCCCCAUUCAGGUGGAUUUCACUCGCGAGGCCGAGGAGGAAGGUGCCCAAAGCUUGAAACACAGCAAACGUAUCCUCUUUCAGAGGAUGGCACCCUAUCCCCAGCGAAAGGUCAUCACAUUCAACCGCUACACUGACGACUUUGCUUUCAACAUCAACUACGGAGAUGUCAGCUUCCUGUCACAGGAAGACCUUAGUGUGUUUGGCUCUCUCAAUCUGACAACAGUCAAGUUGUCUGGAGUGGGCAGCAGCUUUCAGAAACACACACAGGCAGAGUCCAAAGGGAUUAAGGCCCAUUUCAACAUGGAUGAAAGUGGAGUUCUCCUAUUGGAUCGAGUGGAAGCUGUUUUUGAAACCAUUGUGGAGGAGAAGGAGGAAGAAUCCACAUUAACCAAACUAGGUAACACAAUAUCCACAUUGUUUGGAGGAGGAUCCCCAGAGCUUGCUCCAAAUGUGACUGCACCUGUUCAGGAUGAUAAGGAGGACUCUGGCAAAGCUGGCGAGAAUCAAAAUAAGGGCGAGGAUACCCAAAUGGGAGAGAGUACCAAGGAGGAAUCAGAGAAGAGUGCUACAGAGGAGAACAACCAGGAGAAGGCCCAAGAUGCAGGCUCUUUGAAUGACAACAAGGAGGAAAAGGACGAUGAAAAGAAAUCCGAUGAUGAAAACGUAGCUAAACCUCUGAAAAAGGCAAAGAUCUCAGAAGACAUCAAGAUUGAGCUAGUCAUCAAUGAUGUGAUGGAUCCCACUGAUAAUGACCUCAAAGCGUCAAUAAAUAAGCUGCAAGAUUUGACCGAUCGAGACCUGGCCAAACAGGAAAGGGAAAAGAUGCUCAACACCCUGGAAGCAUUUAUCUUUGAAACUCAGGACAAAUUAUACCAGGAGGAUUACCAGUUGGUGGUGUCAGAUGAGGAGAAGGAACAGAUUUCCUCAAAGCUAAGCGAAGCAUCUGCGUGGAUGGAUGAUGAGGGCUACUCUGCCGCCACCAGUCAGCUAAAGGAAAGGUUUUCUCAGCUCAAGCAUUUGUGCAAGGACAUGUUUUUUAGGGUGGAAGAGCGGCGCAAGUGGCCCGAUCGCCUCUCCGCCCUCGACAGUAUGCUCAAUACCUCCAGCAUCUUUUUGCGGAGUGCAAAGCUCAUUCCAGAGGAUGAUCAAAUUUUUUCGCAAGUUGAACUGACUGUGUUGGAAAAAGUCAUCAAUGAGACGAGGACGUGGAGGAACGAGACUACGGCCGAGCAGGAGAAGCGGUCUCCAAAAGAGCGUCCAAUCAUGCUCUCCAAAGACAUUGAAACAAAGAUUUCCCUGCUGGACCGAGAAGUCAACUAUCUGCUCAACAAGGCAAAGUUUGCCAAACCCAAGUCUAAAGCCAAGGCCAAGAAUAGCACCAGCUCUGAUAAAACCAGCAAGUCCAAUACCACGGCUGAACAGAAAGUGGAGGAGAACUCUGACAAAACCAGUGAAAGCUUAGAAGAGAAGCUGCCCGUUGAUGCCACGUCCACAGAGGAAAGCACUGCUCAGAUAGAAUCUGAUAGCAAAUCACAGCUCACAGAAGAAGAAGAAGAAGAAACAGGAACUGAGAAAGCCAAAUCUGAGAACCACAUAGAUGACGAAUUAUAACAACUGGAACUGGGAAAAGAAUCAACAAUAUUUAUUGAUGAUGUAAAUGUUUUCAUUUUUGAUCUGAUGUCCAUUUGUUGUUAAAGACAUGAGCAGGCCUACGUUCUCCGCUUCUUAUGUUGGUCUCUCAGCAGCGUACACUUCACACUGUAAAGAAAUGUAACAAUUUCUUUUCCCCUUUUUCACGUGUUUAAGUUGUCCCGCCCCCUUCUCUGCACUGUAUUUUUAUCCGUAUUGUUGGAUGCUGACGCUGAUGAAACCCUUGGACAGCCAACGUGUACCACACACGUCUGUGCCCUUAGAAGCUGCAAGACGAAUUCUAAAAAAUCCGUAUCAAUCAGACUGGAUCAUAUCAACGUAGCAUAUUAGGAUGAAAUGAAUAUGGAGUUGUCUCAAUUAUGUGACUCAAA